CAAACUUCCAAGGUUUUGUGUAUGGAUGAUUUGUGUUCGAUGCAUACAAAGCAAAUAAAGGGUUUUUCUUUUUUGAUCUGCGAUUCAGAUCUAGGGGAUACCUGACCCGUUCGAGAUCCAAGAUCGCAGAGAUGGAUGGAACAGAUGAUGAAAUGGGUUUCUCAUCUGCCCCUAGUACUCCAGAUUCAUACGAAUCAGAGCUCGAAUAUGUUUUUGACGAGAUUCGUAUUGAAAAGCAGAUGGAAAUGGUGAAGGAAAGGCUUGCUGCCUAUUACAAGCCAAAAGAGGAUGAGCCUAAAGAGGUAAAGAAGAAAGAGGAUGAGGACGAUGAUGACACCCAAUCUGAGUCCUACAAAUAUGAAGAGGGGAUGAUGUUCUGUGGGAAUAUUUUAUCUCAGAUCCAAAGCGACGCUACAAAGACUUCUAGGGGAGUAUUCCUCUCUUCUUAUGUGGGUGUAAUAUUUCAAUUAUGUGUCUCCUUAUGUGCUUUAGUCUACUUCCAGACACUAACUGGGAAACUAAUGAUGACAAUUUGCACUGAAUUUUGCCAUAUGACUAUAUGCCUGAGUGGUGUUUGUAAUUUGCUUAUGGUGAGUUUUGUGAUGUUUCUGUCUGUCUUAUGGAACCCUAAUCUGUAUUCCUAAAGCCACCCACUUCAGAUUAGUGUAAGAGGUAUGAGUUUGGUCUCUAAAGUUCCUGCAGCCCUAUUUUUACUCCUCCUUUGUGCUGGAACUUGAAUUGUUA
Cuscuta campestris is the source of this 744-nucleotide messenger RNA. The record is from the annotation of a GenBank genome assembly. NCBI's taxonomy places the organism in Eukaryota, Viridiplantae, Streptophyta, Magnoliopsida, Solanales, Convolvulaceae.